Dioszegia hungarica is the source of this 756-nucleotide messenger RNA. RefSeq lists its product as uncharacterized. Lineage: Eukaryota; Fungi; Basidiomycota; Tremellomycetes; Tremellales; Bulleribasidiaceae. Gene Ontology annotation, molecular function: coenzyme A diphosphatase activity. Bases 1 to 756 code for a protein of 251 amino acids. The record is from RefSeq and is a predicted model, not a curated record. The transcript is spliced from 3 exons.
AUGCUCUCGCGCAGCGCCCACACGGGCAGAAGCCUUCGCCUUCUUCCAGCAUGUCCCCAGACGCCUAGGCGAUACCUCACGACCCCAGUCCCGGGCAUACCUCCCUUCACCCCCGCCCACCUCGCUCGACUCCGGCAAUCACUCCUUCCCCUCCCGGACCACUUCCUACCCGGCUCGUACCCACCAGGACAUACCAUCUCCGUCUCCCUCGGCUCGCGCCAGCCUACAGAAGCAGCCGUACUCAUACCGCUCAUGAAUAUUGAUGGGGUCCCGCAUGUGCUCUUGGAGGUGCGCGCGGCGCAGAUGCGGACGCACGCUGGGGAAGCUAGCUUCCCUGGAGGUCGUGUAGACUCGGGCUUCAUCCACUCUUCCCCUCCACCAUGGCCACAAUCCCCAUACACCGCCUUAUCCUCCUUCCCGCUCUCCCAACUCCGCCCCUCCCCAUCCGAAGUCUCCUCCAUCCUCCCUCUCUCGCUCGAAUCCCUUCUCGAUCCCGAAAGACAAUCACUCCAUUACUUCAGGAUGGACGGUCGGAAGGCGUACUAUAAGAUCUGGGUGGAUGAUCUCAUACCUUCUCCUCAGGCCGGUCCGGAUGACACUGCGAGGAGAAUAGGGACAGAUAGGCCCGAGAGGGGUUUGUCGGGCGAGAGGAAAGGGCUGAAGGUGUGGGGUCUGAGCGGGUGGUUCUUGAACAAAUUGGCGGUGAGGGCUGGGUGGUUCUCUUUGCCGGAACAUCCGGGGGAUCCAGAAGACUAG